AUGGGGUGUGUGAGCACUGGUGGAGUGGGACCAGAGGACUUACCGAGUGUGGAGAGUGCACCGGAGGAGGGGGGUCCACAGCGGAGCGGAGGCAACCAGAGGCGAGUGACGGAGGACAUGGUGGUGAGGACGAUGGAGUGGCACCUGGGGAGGGGUGCUCCAUGGCGACAGAGAGGCCACCAGAGGCAGGGCAGUGGGAAGGUGGGAGGUGGGGGAUAUGAUGCCUACUACAACAACGCCAUCUUGCCCACCAUAUUCGGCAUCAUCUGUUUCCUGGGCAUUAUGGGUAACUGCAUGGUCAUCUACACCAUCCUGAAGAAGACCAAGUGCCGCGCCAAGCAGACCGUCCCUGACAUCUUCAUCUUCAAUCUGUCCAUCGUCGACCUCCUCUUCCUCGUCGGUAUGCCCUUCCUCAUACACCAGUUGAUGGGCAACGGCUCGUGGUGCUUCGGCGCCACUAUGUGCACAGUCAUCACCACGCUGGACUCCAACAGCCAGAUCGUGAGCACCUACAUCCUCACGGUCAUGACUCUGGACCGCUACCUGGCCACGGUCCACCCCAUCCGCUUCAACUACGUUCGGACGCCGUGCGUGGCAACCGCGGUUAUCGUUCUAGUAUGGAUGCUGUCGUUGCUGACCAUCAUCCCGGUGUGGAUGUACGCAGGCCUCAUGCCUCUGCCUGGCGACCUGAUGGGCUGUGCCCUGCUACUUCCCGAUCCGUCUACCAACAUCUACUGGUUCACUCUCUACCAGUUUGUCUUGGCUUUCGCUCUGCCGCUUCUCAUCAUCUGCGUGGUCUUUUUCAAGAUCCUCAAGCACAUGGCCACCAGCGUGGCCCCCUUGCCCCCCAGGAGCCUGAGGGUGCGCACCAAGAAAGUAACCCGUAUGGCGGUGGCCAUCUGCCUGGCUUUCUUCACCUGCUGGGCCCCUUACUACAUCCUCCAGCUGGUUCACGUGGGAGUCCAGAACCCCAGCCCAGCCUUCUCCUAUGCCUACAACAUAGCCAUUAGCAUGGGCUACGUUAACAGCUGCAUCAACCCGUUCCUCUACAUUGUGUUGAGUGAGACCUUCAAGAGGCAGCUCAUCGUGGCCAUGCGGCCGGUCCACAGGAAGUUCCGGGUCAACCCCACCAGCACCAAGGAGGGUAGUGUUAGUCUGAGAUUGACCACUGACAGACCCCAGCAGGAUCAGAGCUCCAGGGAGCUGCUGCCUGCCAAUAUGGCCGAACACUGA
Salvelinus namaycush (lake trout) is the source of this 1233-nucleotide messenger RNA. RefSeq names its product melanin-concentrating hormone receptor 1-like. Gene Ontology annotation, biological process: neuropeptide signaling pathway. NCBI's taxonomy places the organism in Eukaryota, Metazoa, Chordata, Actinopteri, Salmoniformes, Salmonidae. The coding region runs from base 1 to 1233 and encodes 410 amino acids. Gene Ontology annotation, molecular function: neuropeptide binding; melanin-concentrating hormone receptor activity. The record is from RefSeq and is a predicted model, not a curated record. Gene Ontology annotation, cellular component: membrane; neuron projection. The transcript has 2 exons.